AUGCUACUGCUCAAGCUGGUCUUCCUGGUUCUUCUGAUCAGGAGGGGGAAGUCGGUGUGCCGGCUGCAGGUGAGAGCACAACCACCUGAGCUGACGAAGGCUGGCGACUUCAUCUUAGGAGGCAUUUUCACCUUUCGUACUGGCUUCAGGGGCAGCGUGUCCACUUUUCAAACCUUGCCUGAUCCUCAAACAUGCCUGAACAUAAAUGUAAGAGAGUUCAAAUUUGCCCAGACCAUGAUCUUUGCAAUUGAGGAAAUAAAUCAAAAUCCUGCUAUUCUACCCAACCACACACUGGGCUACAAGAUAUUUAAUUCAUGUGGAAUGACAAACAUCAUUAAGUCUGCUAUAGAUUCAGCCAAUGGGCAGAGGGAGAUCAUAGAUGAGAGGAACUGUACAAAGGCAGACACUGUGCAGGCUGUAUUAGGCCACUCUGGCUCUGCACCUACAAUGGGAUUUGCUCGGAUUUUAGGAAGGUUCCAGAUACCAGUGCUUAGCCACUUUGCAACCUGUGCUUGUCUGAGCAACAGAGAGGAGUUUCCAUCAUUCUUCCGAACUAUUCCCAGCGAUCUCCACCAGAGCAGAGCCCUGGCAAAGCUUGUCAAGCACUUUGGCUGGACCUGGGUGGGGGCGAUUAGCAACAAAAACUCUUAUGGUAUUGACGGGAUCACCACAUUUAUAGAAGCUGCAAAGGAAGAGGGGGUGUGCGUUGAGUAUUACCACACAUUUGGGCAAGAAGGUUCUCUUCAUGAGUUAAAAACAGUAGUUGAAACUGUGAAGUACUCCACCUCUAAAGUCAUCAUGGCCUUCAUGUCCCACAGAGAAAUGAAGUUGCUGGUGGAAGAGCUGUACAAACAGAACAUCACAGGACUGCAGUGGGUUGGCAGUGACGCCUGGAUCACUGAUCAGUCUUUGACUGACAGUGAGGGACACAGCAUCCUGGUGGGCUCCCUGGGCUUUGUUGUCAGCCGAGCUAAGAUCCCCGGGUUGGAGCAGCACCUGAGGCAGCUCCACCCCUCGCAGUUCCCCGACAGUCAGUUUGUCAGAGAUUUCUGGGAAGAUAUGUUCGACUGUGCUCUGAACGGUUCCAACACACAGAGAAAGCCAUGCCGUGGCUCUGAGAGCUUGCAGAAUGUCAAAUCAUAUUUCACAGAUGUUUCCAAGCUAAGGUUCAGCAAUAAUGUGUACAAGUCUGUUUACGCAGUGGCUCAUGCUCUCAACAACCUGGUCACAUGCGAGGAGGGGAACGGCCCCUUCGCAAAUGGGAGCUGUGCCAAUACUGAAUACAUUCAACCAUGGCAGGUUCUACAUCAUUUGCAGAAUAUCAACUUCACAACAGGUCAGGGGGAAAGAGUGACCUUUGACCGGAAUGGAGACUCACCUGCAAGAUAUGAACUCAUAAAUGUACAACGUGUUACCUCGGAGACAAUGCAUGUCGCCACAGUUGGUGUUUUUGAUGUUACUCUUCCACAUGGGCAUCAGUUUAUUAUGAACGGCAUGGAGAUAGUGUGGGGAGGAGGAAGUCCCAUGGUGCCUGUCUCAGUGUGCAGUGAGAGCUGUCCCCCAGGAAAACGCAAAGUCCUGCAGAAAAGAAAACCUGUUUGCUGUUAUGACUGUAUACCAUGUGGAGAAGGAGAAAUCAGCAACAUUACAGAUUCUUUUGAGUGCCUCAAAUGUCCCAUUUAUUACUGGCCAAACACCAGAGGAGACACAUGCAUCCUGAAGGAGACUGAAUUUUUGUCUUAUGCAGAGAUUAUGGGGAUAAUUUUAACAUUCUUUUGUUUGGUCGGGGUGAUUUUGACAGCUGUGAUAACAUCAGUGUUUUUUCACUUUCGAGACACUCCUGUUGUCAGGGCCAACAACUCUGAGCUGAGCUUCCUGCUGCUCUUCUCCUUGAGUCUGUGUUUCCUGUGUUCUCUGACCUUCAUCGGCCGGCCCUCUGAGUGGUCCUGCAUGCUGCGACACACAGCAUUCGGCAUCACCUUUGUUCUCUGUAUCUCUUGUGUCAUGGGGAAAACAAUAGUGGUGUUAAUGGCCUUCAGGGCCACACUCCCAGGUAGUGAUGUGAUGAAAUGGUUUGGGCCUGCACAGCAGAAACUCAGUGUUCUGGGUUUCACUCUUAUACAAGUUAUCACAUGUAUCCUCUGGUUAACAAUUUCUCCUCCUUUUCCCUUUAAGAAUUUUAAAACAUUCAAGGAUAAAAUCAUCUUAGAGUGUGCUCUGGGCUCAGCUGUAGGCUUUUGGGCUGUACUUGGGUACAUAGGACUUUUGGCCAUAUUAUGUUCUAUUCUUGCUUUUCAGGCUCGCAAACUGCCUGAUAAUUUCAAUGAGGCCAAAUUUAUCACCUUUAGCAUGUUGAUAUUCUGCGCUGUAUGGAUCACUUUUAUCCCAGCGUAUGUCAGCUCUCCUGGGAAGUUCACUGUAGCUGUGGAGAUAUUUGCUAUUUUAGCCUCCAGUUAUGGACUUCUCUUCUGCAUUUUUAUCCCCAAAUGUUAUAUUAUUCUGCUGAGGCCAGAACUAAAUACCAAAAAGCAUAUAAUGAGUAAAACAAAAGAUAUAUAUCAUUAA
Messenger RNA from Acanthopagrus latus (yellowfin seabream), 2565 nucleotides. Its product is annotated as extracellular calcium-sensing receptor-like. Gene Ontology annotation, molecular function: G protein-coupled receptor activity. The transcript is spliced from 6 exons. Gene Ontology annotation, biological process: G protein-coupled receptor signaling pathway. Gene Ontology annotation, cellular component: membrane. Lineage: Eukaryota; Metazoa; Chordata; Actinopteri; Spariformes; Sparidae. The record is from RefSeq and is a predicted model, not a curated record. The coding region runs from base 1 to 2565 and encodes 854 amino acids.